UGUUAAUUUAAAUUCUAUUGUAGAGACUCUCUGUCCCUCCGCAAGUGCAAGAAAUGGAACCCUUGUCUUCGUCUUCAUCGGCGAUAGCACAGCAAACAUGGGAGCUGGAGAACAACAUCAUCCCAAUGGACACUCCGGCUGCCUCCGCCGCCGACGACUCCAUCUUCUACUACGACGAGGCAGGGCAGAACGAGUUUCAGCGUGACAAGCCAUGGGCGAACGACCCACACUACUUCAAGCGCGUGAAGAUCUCCGCACUGGCACUCCUGAAGAUGGUGGUUCACGCUCGCUCCGGCGGCACCAUCGAGGUGAUGGGGCUGAUGCAGGGAAAGACCGACGCCGAUGCCAUCAUCGUCAUGGAUGCCUUCGCUUUGCCCGUUGAAGGCACCGAAACCCGCGUCAAUGCCCAAGCCGAUGCAUAUGAGUACAUGGUUGAUUAUUCUCAAACCAACAAGCAGGCAGGACGGUUAGAAAAUGUUGUGGGAUGGUAUCAUUCUCAUCCUGGUUAUGGGUGCUGGCUUUCGGGCAUUGAUGUUUCAACCCAGAUGCUGAAUCAGCAAUUUCAGGAACCCUUUCUUGCGGUUGUUAUUGACCCUACAAGGACUGUUUCUGCUGGAAAAGUUGAGAUUGGUGCUUUCAGGACUUACCCUGAAGGUUAUAAGCCUUCAGAUGAGCCUAUUUCUGAGUAUCAGACCAUCCCUCUUAACAAGAUUGAAGAUUUUGGUGUCCACUGUAAACAGUAUUAUGCAUUGGACAUCACUUACUUUAAGUCUUCUCUGGAUUCACACCUCUUGGAUUUGUUAUGGAACAAAUAUUGGGUGAAUACACUGUCAUCUUCUCCUCUGUUGGGUAAUGGAGACUACGUUGCUGGACAAAUCUCAGAUUUAGCUGAAAAGCUAGAACAAGCAGAGAAUCAGUUGGCUCACUCACGCUUUGGGCCACUAAUAGCACCCGCUCCUAGAAAGAAAGAAGAAGAAUCUCCACUUGCUAAGAUUACUCGUGAUAGUGCAAAAAUAACCGUGGAGCAAGUGCAUGGGCUAAUGUCACAGGUAAUCAAGGACAUUCUGUUCAACUCCGUUCAUCAAGCAAACAGGUCUCGCCCCGAAACAUCUGACCCUGAACCAAUGAUUGAAAGCUGAUUUUGGCAUCUACUAGACGUGCAUUUAUAUAUUCUUUUUUUUUUUUUGGUGUGUGUGGUCAUUAUCGGCCAACCGGUUUACACUUAACAGUUGGAUAGCAAAUCUAGUUUUGCAUUUUGCCUCUGUAGUAUAUUCUUGUUUUAUUUUACAAGAAUACGCUUGUACUAUCAAGCAGGCAAUCGACAUCACAGACUCAAUUCAUCUAACAGAAACUAAACGGCUGGCCUGAGCAAAAGUUAACGUAUACAAUUGUCUGUUGGUUAUUGCUUGAAUACUUCUUACUACUCGUGGUGCACUUCUAAG
This is a messenger RNA of Gastrolobium bilobum, 1442 nucleotides long. RefSeq names its product COP9 signalosome complex subunit 5a-like. Gene Ontology annotation, molecular function: deNEDDylase activity; metallopeptidase activity; protein binding. Gene Ontology annotation, cellular component: COP9 signalosome; cytoplasm. Bases 54 to 1139 code for a protein of 361 amino acids. Gene Ontology annotation, biological process: protein deneddylation. Lineage: Eukaryota; Viridiplantae; Streptophyta; Magnoliopsida; Fabales; Fabaceae. The record is from RefSeq and is a predicted model, not a curated record. The transcript has 6 exons.